Neomonachus schauinslandi (Hawaiian monk seal) is the source of this 1136-nucleotide messenger RNA. It is a transcript of the gene HEY2, whose product is annotated as hes related family bHLH transcription factor with YRPW motif 2. The transcript has 5 exons. NCBI's taxonomy places the organism in Eukaryota, Metazoa, Chordata, Mammalia, Carnivora, Phocidae. The record is from RefSeq and is a predicted model, not a curated record. Bases 1 to 1014 code for a protein of 337 amino acids. Gene Ontology annotation, molecular function: DNA-binding transcription factor activity, RNA polymerase II-specific; protein dimerization activity; RNA polymerase II cis-regulatory region sequence-specific DNA binding. Gene Ontology annotation, biological process: regulation of neurogenesis; anterior/posterior pattern specification; Notch signaling pathway. Gene Ontology annotation, cellular component: nucleus.
AUGAAGCGCCCUUGCGAGGAGACGACCUCCGAGAGCGACAUGGACGAGACCAUCGACGUGGGAAGCGAGAACAAUUACUCGGGGCAAAGUACUAGCUCUGUGAUUAGAUCAAAUUCCCCAACAACAACAUCUCAGAUUAUGGCAAGAAAGAAAAGGAGAGGGAUAAUAGAGAAAAGGCGUCGAGAUCGAAUAAAUAACAGUUUAUCUGAGUUGAGACGACUGGUGCCAACUGCUUUUGAAAAACAAGGAUCUGCAAAGUUAGAGAAAGCCGAAAUACUGCAAAUGACAGUAGAUCAUCUGAAGAUGCUUCAGGCAACUGGGGGUAAAGGCUACUUUGACGCACACGCUCUGGCCAUGGACUUCAUGAGCAUUGGCUUCCGGGAGUGCCUAACGGAAGUGGCCCGGUACCUGAGCUCCGUGGAGGGCCUGGACUCCUCCGACCCCCUGCGGGUGCGACUGGUCUCUCAUCUCAGCACGUGUGCCUCGCAGCGGGAGGCGGCGGCCAUGACGUCCUCUCUGGCCCACCACCACCAUCCCCUGCACCCGCACCACUGGGCGGCAGCCUUCCACCACCUCCCCGCGGCCCUGCUCCAGCCCAACGGACUCCACGCGUCCGAGUCCACGCCUUGUCGCCUCUCCACCGCUUCGGAAGUGCCUCCUGCCCACGGCUCCGCCCUCCUCACGGCCACGUUCGCCCACGCCGACUCCGCCCUUCGGAUGCCGGCCACGGGCAGCGCGGCCCCCUGCGUGCCGCCUCUCUCCACCUCCCUCUUGUCCCUCUCCGCCACUGUCCACGCGGCCGCGGCCGCGGCCACCGCAGCGGCGCACAGCUUCCCUCUGUCCUUCGCGGGGGCCUUCCCCAUGCUCCCCCCUAACGCAGCUGCAGCCGUGGCAGCCGCCACAGCCAUCAGCCCGCCCUUAACCGUGUCGGCCACGUCCAGCCCGCAGCAGACAAGCGGUGGAACAAACAGUAAACCUUACCGACCCUGGGGGACAGAAGUGGGAGCUUUUUAAGUUUUAACUGAACUUUUUGCAAUGGUAACCGAAUGUCCUUCGUUUCCGAGUCAGCUUAAACCUCUGCACCCUGAAAGUAGCCAUACAGAUGUCUACAGAUCCACAAAGGAACAAUAAAGCUA